AUGGCCUCAAACGAAAAUGAACGUGAGACUUGGGUUGGAAAACUCGAUUUUAUUCUUGCAUUGAUCGGGUUUUCUGUUGGUCUAGGUAACAUUUGGCGCUUCCCUUACCUGUGCUUCAAGAAUGGUGGAGGAUGUUUCCUUAUCCCAUACCUGAUCUGCUUGGUGCUUGCGGGAGUUCCCAUCCUUAUCCUGGAGGUUUCUCUGGGACAGUUUACCAGUCAGGGAGGUAUCACAGCAUGGAAGAUUUGCCCUUUGUUUCAAGGUAUUGGAUAUGCCAGUGUUGUCAUAGUCCAGUUUCUCAACAUUUACUACAUAGUUAUCCUUGGCUGGGCUUUGUUUUAUUUGUUUGCAUCAUUUACUUCCAAACUACCAUGGUCUCACUGUGAUAAUCCAUGGAAUACACCGCAGUGUGUAGAUUUAAGUGGUGCUGGCCCAAGUUCUUCAGACAGUAAUGGACAGAAUGUUUCUACAGUGGGAAUGCUGAAUGCAACUUUAAAUGUUACAUCCAAUGCCACUCUUCAAAAAGUUUCUUCCAGCCAAGAAUAUUUGGACUAUCGAGUUCUGCGCAUAAGUGGUGGUCUUGAUGAACCAGGAAUAAUAAACUGGGAUCUUGCUUUGUGUCUGCUUCUUGGUUGGAUUAUCUGUUACCUUUGUGUAUGGAAGGGUGUUAAGUCUACUGGCAGAGUUGUGUAUUUUACUGCAACUUUUCCUUAUGUGUUGCUGACCAUAAUAAUGUUUCGUGCGGUAACACUUCCUGGAGCAGGAGAAGGAAUCAAGUUUUAUCUCAAUCCAAAUUUCACUCGGCUAGCUGAUGGUCAGGUAUGGCUAGAUGCUGGAACCCAGGUUUUCUUUUCAUACUCUAUUGGUCUUGGAACACUUAUAGCACUAGGAAGCUACAACAAGUUUAGAACAAAUUGCUACAGGGAUUGUAUCAUAUUUGCUUGUGUUAAUAGUGGGACUAGUUUGUAUGGAGGAUUUGUCAUUUUUUCAAUUCUGGGAUUUAUGGCACAGAAACAGGGAGUGCCAGUGGCAGAAGUAGCUAAAUCAGGUCCUGGUUUGGCAUUUGUUGCUUACCCUGCAGCAGUGGCAGAGAUGCCAAUUGCCCCUUUGUGGUCCAUCCUGUUCUUUUUCAUGGUGAUCUUACUAGGACUUGAUAGUGAGUUUGUUGGAGUGGAAGGUUUUGUGACAGCCAUUGUGGACUUGUUUCCUCAUUAUUUAAGAUGUGGUUACCGCAAGGAAAUCUUCAUUGCUAUAUGCUGUUUUUUCUGGUUUUUGAUUGGUCUGUCAAUGGUUUCCGAGGGUGGAAUGUAUGUAUUCCAGUUAUUUGACACAUAUUCUGCCAGUGGUAGUGCUCUACUGUGGGUCUCACUCUUUCAGAGUAUUGCUGUUGGCUGGGUCUAUGGUGGAGACAGAUUCUAUGAUAACUUGGAGUCCAUGAUUGGAUUUCGCAUCAACCCUUGGAGCAAAUUGUGUUGGAAGUUUCUUACACCACUUUUCUGCCUGGCCGUAUUUAUAUUCAGCCUGGUGACAUACAAGCCACUGGAGUACAAUAAUUUUAAAUACCCUGUUUGGGGGCAAGUGAUUGGUUGGUGUAUGGCUUUUGCAUCAAUUCUAUGCAUUCCUGUUUACAUGAUUGUGAAGCUUUACUCUACUGAAGGAACUUUAGGAGAGCGUUGGAAGAAGCUCACUACAUCUGCAAUUUCAAGAAGUGAAUGUCAAAGUGAAGAUAACCAGCAAAAGGAAAAGGAAGGAGGAAAUGAUCUUGUGUUGUCUUCCAUGUAGAUGACUGUUCAUAGUUAGCUAAUAAUAGAGUGACAGUAUGAUAAUCUUUUAACU
Pocillopora verrucosa is the source of this 1836-nucleotide messenger RNA. RefSeq names its product sodium- and chloride-dependent taurine transporter. The record is from RefSeq and is a predicted model, not a curated record. Gene Ontology annotation, biological process: sodium ion transmembrane transport. Gene Ontology annotation, cellular component: plasma membrane. NCBI's taxonomy places the organism in Eukaryota, Metazoa, Cnidaria, Anthozoa, Scleractinia, Pocilloporidae.